AGCUCCCGCUUCCAUGAAACUUGUCCCGUGCGCCACGCCGUCGUCUCCAGGGCAACCCAGCGCCUCCUAGUAACCGCGCGGCCCGGUUAUGGCGGCCGCGGGCCCCAGCGUGUUCCUGCUCAUGGUCAACGGGCAGGUGGAGAGCGCCCAGUUUCCUGAGUACGACGACCUCUACUGCAAGUACUGUUUCGUGUAUGGCCAGGACUGGGCCCCCACAGCGGGGCUGGAGGAGGGCAUCUCACAGAUCACCUCCAAGAGCCAAGAUGCGAGGCGGGCACUGGUGUGGAACUUCCCCAUCGAUGUCACCUUUAAGAGCACCAACCCUUACGGCUGGCCGCAGAUCGUGCUCAGCGUGUACGGGCCAGACGUGUUUGGAAACGACGUGGUCCGAGGAUACGGGGCGGUGCACGUGCCCCUCUCACCUGGCCGGCACAAAAAGACCAUCCCCAUGUUUGUCCCAGAAUCUACAUCUAAACUGCAAAAGUUUACCAGCUGGUUCAUGGGACGACGGCCCGAGUACACAGACCCCAAAGUGGUGGCUCAGGGGGAAGGCCGGGAAGUGACCCGUGUCCGCUCCCAGGGCUUCGUCACUCUCCUCUUCAACGUGGUGACCAAGGACAUGAGGAAGCUGGGCUAUGACACCGGGCCUCCGGACACGCAGGGCGUCUCGGGGCCCAGCCCACCCCAGGGCCUCCCCCGGUGAAGCCAACAGCCCUCUGCCCAGCAAUCGUAUAAUAAAGUGUAACCUUUUCACAGAGGCUGGGCUGGGGCUGCGCCGACUUUCGCAGCACGUCGCCUGGGAGCAGAGCCCGGGCCUCACCUCAGAGGGCACCGCCCAUGGACGCUGCACAGGACGGCCACCAGCACAUGAGCCUGGACUCAACACUGAUCCCACGCCUCACGGCUCGACAUGCUCGGCCCUAAAACCUGCCUGCUCAGUGCCUGGCACGUGUCAAACUGACCAUGCUCCAUGGCUCCAGUUCCACGGAUGCCUGCCACCUUUGGACAGGGGAUGGGCUGAGAGCCUCCCCAGGUGGGUGGUGUUGCAGGGGAGAACCCACUUGCCCUCAGCCAAUGCUGCCCGCCAGCAGCUUCAGGGGAGCCCUCUGAGCAGGUCACAGGGCUCGCCCAGUGUUCUCUCCUUGGCAGGAUUUGAGGGAGCCCCCAGCCCGACGUUCCCCCAGUUCCUCCGUAAACCAGAAGUUUAUGCUAGUCAGGGCCACUGCCCCUGCCCCAACUCAUUGUGCUCCCUGGAACAAGCAGCAGGACACUGGCCUUCUCUGCAUAAGGAGUCCUCUCCUGCUUUGGCCUCUGCUGUGCAGGUGCAUCCCCUGUGGCCCCAUCCCAGCUUCCAGAACACCCCUGGCCGUCAGCCCAGCCCGCGGCCACCAGACUCCAGCCGCCCUUGACACAUCCUCAUCCACCUGGACGGUCCCUGCCUGACAUGGCCUCUCCCAGCCCCUCCCUUGUCAUGACCUUGACCUGUACAGGAGCUCCCCAGUCCACUCCUUCCCCGAUGCUCAGGCUCACACAGGCACUGGAACCAGCUCAGUGGCCAAGCUGGGUCCAGGUGGGAACUGGCUCGUGAGCCGGCCCCUCGCGGUGUUUCAGGAUUGAUGAGGGUAGAGGCAGGGGAAGGACACAGCCAGAAACCGCAUCAUGAUACAAAUGAUAAAUUAUAUUUAUACAGUAAAUAAAGUAUCAAUAGUCAAUACGAGUUCAAAACCAGCCACCUGCCCCUGGACUGAGAA
This is a messenger RNA of Budorcas taxicolor (takin), 1751 nucleotides long. It is a transcript of the gene B9D1, whose product is annotated as B9 domain containing 1. Gene Ontology annotation, cellular component: MKS complex. The transcript has 7 exons. NCBI's taxonomy places the organism in Eukaryota, Metazoa, Chordata, Mammalia, Artiodactyla, Bovidae. Gene Ontology annotation, biological process: cilium assembly. The record is from RefSeq and is a predicted model, not a curated record. Bases 89 to 703 code for a protein of 204 amino acids.